AUGCCGCCGCAGCUGGAGUCCCAAAGUGGAGGUAGUGACGAGGAUGAGGAGGGCAGACGAUUGGAGUACCAAGAGUUGGAUCCGUUGCGGCUGACCACACUGAUCCUGAGCUCGGAUCCGCGGUACCGAAUCAAGCCAAUGCAACAGGUGGUCUCCGCACUCAUCGGCGGCCUCAUCACGACCUUUGUGGUAACGCCCCUGGAGGUGGUGAAGACCCGGGUGCAGACCCAGCACGCCAUCCGCCAGCGACCGACUGUCUCCAGGCUCUGCUACGUCUUCCACAAUGGCCUGAUGACCCACGUUUGCCGCUCCAGCGAUAUUUGCAUACCGAAACCGGGCCGGGACCCCCGAAAUCUUCAGCCCCUGCGCGGCGCCAUGGACGCGUUUGUCAAGAUUGUUUGCAGCAGUGGUCUGAGCGGCCUGUGGGCGGGCCUCAGUCCCACUUUGGUCUCGGCCCUGCCCUCGACGAUUAUCUACUUCGUGACCUACGAGUACCUCAAGAAUUCGCUGACCCAAAUCUACUUGGACUCGCACAAAUUUGAGGCGGAGGCCGAGCAAGUGCCCGGCGCCAAUGGCGGGGAUCCUUUGGACCUGGCCACCAGGAGUCGGAAUGUGAACGCCAAUGCCCAGGUGGUGCCCAGUGAACCGCUGCCCUGCUACGUGCCCAUGGCCUCGGGCAUCUGCUCGCGCACCAUUGUUGUGACGGCCAUCACUCCCAUUGAGAUGGUGCGCAUCAAGAUGCAGUCCGAGGUUACGAUGACCUACUCGGAGCUGUGGCGCGUGCUGCGCUCGCUGAUCCGCCAGCACGGCAUCCUGGGGCUGUGGCGGGGCUGGCCGCCCACGGUGAUGCGGGACGCCCCCUUUUCGGGUACCUAUUGGGCGGCAUACGAGGGGAUGAAGCGGGCCUUCGGCGUCACGGAGCCCAGCUUCCUCUUCAGCUUCCUCACGGGCGCCGUCGCCGGAGCGGUUGCUACCUUUGUGACCAUGCCCUUUGACCUGAUCACCACCCACACCCAGAUUGAGUUGGGUCAGGAUGUGCUCUACGAGGAGGUGGGAGCGGCGGGAUCGGGAUCGGCAGCGGGAGCAGGUCCUGCGCCAAGGACCGCGACUACUACUACUGCCAUUUCCAGGCCGUCGAUGUUUUCACGGCUGCGCCACAUCUACCGGCAGCAGGGUGUCCGGGGCCUCUACGUCGGCGUGGUGCCGCGCAUGCUCCGUGUUGUUCCCGCCUGCGCCAUCAUGAUCUCCACGUUCGAGUACAGCAAGUCGUUCUUCUUCCACUACAACCUGGAUCUCCAGGAAGCGGCCUACCGGGGCUCCCAGUGAUCGGAAGAGCAAGUGCAUCCCGCCAUGGCGAAGAGGGAGGUCUGCGCCCACUUUGCGGCUGCCAGCGCGGCACUGGCG
Messenger RNA from Drosophila takahashii, 1404 nucleotides. It is a transcript of the gene Tyler, whose product is annotated as tyler. Lineage: Eukaryota; Metazoa; Arthropoda; Insecta; Diptera; Drosophilidae. Gene Ontology annotation, biological process: mitochondrial transmembrane transport. The record is from RefSeq and is a predicted model, not a curated record. Gene Ontology annotation, cellular component: mitochondrion.